Gastrolobium bilobum is the source of this 1337-nucleotide messenger RNA. RefSeq lists its product as uncharacterized. The record is from RefSeq and is a predicted model, not a curated record. The transcript has 7 exons. Gene Ontology annotation, molecular function: protein-containing complex binding. Gene Ontology annotation, cellular component: mitochondrion. The coding region runs from base 135 to 1040 and encodes 301 amino acids. NCBI's taxonomy places the organism in Eukaryota, Viridiplantae, Streptophyta, Magnoliopsida, Fabales, Fabaceae.
AAAUUAUGUGUCCCUUAAAUUUAGCGUGGUGGAUGGUUCAAGUUUCUUUCUUUGUGCUUCCUUCUACAACAUCUUUAGUUACUUCAUCUUCAUGUGCUAAGUGCGUGAGCUGAACUCAUCCCCUCCAAACCAAAAUGGCGUCGUUUUUGUCUCUGCCUGCAAUUUCCGCUCGUCCCAUUCCACGUGCCUUCUCUCUCAAAGGACCUUUCUUUCAAACUCCAACCACCUUGCAUUUCAAAAAUAACCGGUUUGCAGUUAACUGCAGAUAUGCAGAAGCAGGUGUCGGGGUCGAUUCUACAUCUACCACUAUAGAUGUUGUGGCUGAUGUUAAAAGUGAACGGAUUGUAGUCUUAGGAGGCAGUGGCUUUGUUGGUUCUGCCAUAUGCAAGGCAGCAGUAUCCAAGGGCAUAGAAGUCAUAAGCCUAAGCAGGUCAGGACGUCCAACUUACCCGGAUGCAUGGGUAGAUCAGGUUACUUGGAUUUCAGGAGAUGUUUUUUAUGUAAACUGGGACGAAGUACUCGGUGGAGCUACUGCAGUGGUUUCAACCCUUGGAGGUUUUGGGACUGAGGAACAAAUGAGAAAGAUUAAUGGCGAGGCUAACGUUGUGGCUGUGAAUGCUGCAAAGGAAUUUGGAAUUCCCAAAUUCAUCUUGAUCUCAGUUCAUGAUUACAACUUACCAUCAUUUUUACUUUCAUCUGGGUACUUCACCGGAAAGAGGAAAGCAGAAUCUGAGGUUCUCUCCAAAUACCCCAAUUCAGGUAUUGUCUUAAGACCUGCUUUCAUAUAUGGGAAAAGGAGAGUGGAUGGUUUCGAGCUUCCUUUGGAUUUGGUAGGUCAACCAGCAGAGAGAAUUCUACGAGCAGCAGAGAACUUCACCAAACCUUUAAGCUCUCUUCCAGCAUCUGAUCUACUCUUGGCUCCACCUAUCAGUGUUGAUGAUGUUGCGUUGGCUGUUAUCAAUGGUGUCACAGACGAUGACUUCUUUGGUAUUUUUACAAUUGACCAGAUCAAGGAAGCUGCUGAAAAAAUGCGGGUAUGAUCCACACACAAGUGGAGUCAAACGAGAAGUAGUACAAAAGCAUCUAUUUCAUCUUGCUUGCUGUAUUUGGUCCGUACCAGACAUUAAAAAAUGGCCAUAAUUCUUAAUUAACAUAAAAGUAUGUCUAGUAAGCAAAUUUUUAAAAGAGUAAAUAUCAAAGGCUAUUCGUGGUCCCUAAGAAAUUCAAAGUGAACUCAUUUUAGUCUUUUUAAGGGACUAAUGUGGGUCUUUUUUGAAUUUGUGAGGGACCACGAUUUCAACUAAAUGGGUCCAUUUUGAAUUUCUUAGAGACCACAA